This is a messenger RNA of Nanorana parkeri, 2170 nucleotides long. RefSeq names its product spindle apparatus coiled-coil protein 1 (gene SPDL1). The transcript is spliced from 17 exons. The record is from RefSeq and is a predicted model, not a curated record. Gene Ontology annotation, biological process: establishment of mitotic spindle orientation; mitotic spindle assembly checkpoint signaling; protein localization to kinetochore. Gene Ontology annotation, molecular function: kinetochore binding. Gene Ontology annotation, cellular component: spindle pole; outer kinetochore. The annotation marks the transcript as partial. NCBI's taxonomy places the organism in Eukaryota, Metazoa, Chordata, Amphibia, Anura, Dicroglossidae.
GUUACCACAUGAGAGAGACACACCUCCAAAAUGGACACUCCAGUCUCAGAGCCCAGGGUUGGCAGAACAUGUGCAUGGGGACAAGGAGGCACGAGUACCGGAUGAUGUCACUGUGGCAAGGAAGGUUCUGUUCCCCCCUCCAUCUUCGUUCCACCUCACCUCUCUGGUUGUUGGUUUCUGUGACCCAGUCUCCGGAUUAGUCUAUACCACCUCCAGUAUCGAGAAGUUGGUGUGUGUAGAAGCCUCUUCUACUUGCUUUGUUCUCCUUAGCGGGCUCCGCUAUGCAACCGUGUCAGAGUCCCUGGCAGUCUUGUCCAAGGACGUGGCCAGGAACUCUGGAGUCAUUCUGAUGGAUCCCUCUGUCCAACAACUGGAGCUUUUGCCUGUGGCUUUACAUUACUGUUUUGAUGGAUUAACGGAUACACUUUACCAAAUAUCCAGGAUGAAUCUCCUUUUGCUGCACAUGGGACACUCUUGGAUUUUCCAGAACGACAAUGCACCCGAGCACAAGACCAAGAUGACCGAAGUUGAGGUGGUUACAGCAGAAAAGAGCCUCAAGCCUGCCUGGCUGCUAGACCAGUCUCUGCAGCCUCGCUUCCGCGGUCUACAAUCUCGGCACAUUAUCCUUCUGCAAGAGGCCACCGCCAUCAGGGAAUACUAUUGCCAGGAAGGGUUGUUCUUGGUCAGCAACAAUGUUGAGAUGGAGAAGCUAAAAGCUGAAUUGGAUGAAGCAAGACUGAGUGAAAAACAAUUACAUCAAAAAUUAGACCAUCAGAUUAUUGUGGUGGCUAAUAAAUCUGAGGAACUUCGAUUGAUGUCUGAACGUGCUCAUGAAACAAUGUCUUCAGAAAUGAUUACAGUUCAGCUUGAGCUUCAUGAGCUGGAAAAUGCCAAGGCAAAUUUGCAAGAAGAAUUGAAUGAACUCCAGUACAAAAAUGAACAACUCAUACUGGCUAAUGAGAAUCUAAGUCGCCAGGUUGAACGUCUUCAAGUGGAAAAGGAAGAGAGGGAAAAAAAAGCAGUUAAUUGCUUCAGUGCUUUAGAGAAAGCACAUGAAGAAAAACGAGAACUGCACGUUAGGCUUGAGCAAGCAUUACAGCAGGCCCAAGACCCUAAUAGUAAAGGCAAUUCACUGUUUGCUGAGGUUGAAGAUCGUAGAGCAGAAAUGGAACGUCAGUUGAUUAGUAUGAAAGUUCAAUAUCAAUCCCUUCAGCAGCAACAUGCUUUUUCCAGGCAGCAAAUGCAUCGCAUGAAGGUUCAGAAUAUAACAUUGUUACAGCUGAAGGGAUCCCAUUUGGACCCUGACCAGAUGGAAAGAUUGCAGUCAAUGGUUGAACAAAAGAACAGUGAAAUAGAAAAACUCCUUGUAAAACUGCGGCAUCUGGAAAAAAAUCAGCAGCAAAAUUGUGAAAAUACUGCAAACCUUAAUACACAUGCUUUCCUCCAGAAUGAUGAUGUCUAUUAUGUUGACUUACUGAAAAUGAAACUUGAACAGUCCAGUAAAGAGAUGGAGAAGUUGAAGGACGAAUUAUCCCUACAAAGAAUGAAAGCAUUAGCAGAAAGCCAGCGUGUUUUAGAACUUGAACGGAAGCUGUUUACAAAUGAUAGGCACCUUAAGCUUUCCAGAAAUGAAAACCUGAAACUUCGUCUCAACUUGGAUGAACUGAAAAUGAAAUAUGAACCUGAUGAAGUAAUUAAACUGCAAACACAAAAACGAAGGAGAGAACAGCUUCCUACUGAUGACCUUCCUGAAGCUACAGCGAGUGUCAACUGUCAUCUCACCAGCACUGCUGAUUUACAGCCUAUUACAAAUCAAGAAACAGAAAAUGCAGCACUCUCAAUGCAGAUUGACACUUGUACCAUUGAAGAGUCACCUUACGUUAACCAAAAUGCAUCUUCUGAGUCCAAAAGCCCAGGCAAAUCCACCACUAUACCACAAGAACGGAAAAGAGUUAGGAUAAUUGAAGAUAUUAAAGGUGCCCAAGCUGUAAGUGAAGGAGACGAAACAAUCUCUAAAGCAAGGUCAGCCUUUGAAGAAUCAAGAAUUGAACCAACAAAGGCUGAGGAGAAAGACUUCAGCAAGUGUGAGAGAAAAUCCAGACGUACAGCGCCUCCUAUUCUACAUGUGCCUUCAAAGCCUGGAACAGUGUCAGAGUGUAGUCCGCAAUAA